Molecule: messenger RNA, 2808 nt
Organism: Zasmidium cellare ATCC 36951
Lineage: Eukaryota; Fungi; Ascomycota; Dothideomycetes; Mycosphaerellales; Mycosphaerellaceae
Exons: 4
Coding region: 1-2808 (935 amino acids)
Molecular function (GO): hydrolase activity, acting on acid anhydrides, in phosphorus-containing anhydrides; ATP-dependent chromatin remodeler activity; nucleic acid binding
Source: RefSeq, a predicted model, not a curated record
AUGCCUCCUCGGGAGGCACUGUCAGAGAGAAACAGCAACAACACCAUGGCACAAUCAAACGCUGAUGUCAAGGCCCGGAAGAACGGAAAGUCCACCAAUGCAAGCCGGGCUCCAUCAGCAUCAGCAUUCCCAACACCACCAGCGAGUAGUGCUCGUAGUGGCUACGAGAGUGUAUACAGUGCUCCAAGCAGCUCUUUCCAAGCAUCGUCGCAACAACACAGCUUGGCGGAGCGGAACGCGUGGCUGGCUGAUGAUGUGGACGUCAAUGAGAUUCUGGAAUCCUCGCAGGACUAUGCCGAACGCAGUGAUCAGCUCGAGCACUACGGCGACUUGCCUACCAAGAUUGUCGGCGUUCGAUACUAUAAUGGAUACGCAAAUGCUGGCCAACAGAUCUUGAUACUCAGAGAGCCUGGCAACCCAUACGAUGGCAAUGCUAUCCGCAUCGACAACGUGGCCGGCGACCAGAUCGGUCACAUACCUCGAAAGGUUGCAGCGAAACUCGCCCCAUACAUUGACAAUCGAUUGCUUCACCUCGAGGGCCAGCUGGCCGGCGAGAUCGGCCAAUUCGAUUGCCCACUCACAGUUCACAUGUAUGGCGCCGAUCCAAAUACAGCGGAAGGUCAAUCUCUACAGGAGAAGAUGGCAGCCGACAAGCUGCCGACCAAAGCUCUCAAAGAAGCCGAGAGGAAGCGCAAGCAGGAGGAGAAGGAGCGUCUCGCUGCUGCAAGACGUGCUGCCGUCGCUGCAAAGGGCAAAUAUACCAACCAAGCCUCGUCUGCUGGCGAUAGCAGCACCAAUCCGAUGGACCUGUCGGACAUUCUCGAGGCAUCGGAGCGCAUCAACCCCAGAGAAAUCAGUGGCGCUGCAGAGAAGCUGGGUGCCACGGAGGAAGACUUGAAAAACAUGCCCAUGGCUGCAAAGCCAGACGGCAUCAAGACACAGAUGCUUCCCUACCAGUUGCAAGCGUUGCAAUGGCUUCUUGAUCAGGAAUCACCCAAGCCACCGGGGUCGACCAACGAAGAAUCUGUCCAACUGUGGACGCAGAGCAACACCAACGGUCGAUACACAAAUCUAGCUACUCAAUUUGUGACCUCAGAACGUCCUGAACUCGCGUCAGGGGGUCUCUUAGCUGAUGAUAUGGGACUUGGAAAGACGCUGGAAAUGAUCUCGUUGCUCGUGGCGGAUGCUGGGAAGGGCACAACGCUCGUAGUUGCACCUCUUUCCGUUAUGUCCAACUGGUCUGGCCAAAUUGCCACGCACGUCAAGGAGAGCCACAAGCUGGAGGUCUACACGUACCAUGGAGCGGGCCGAGUGAAGAUGUCUGCUGAAGACUUUGAGAAGUACGAUGUCGUUGUCACCACCUACCAAACCCUGGCCAUGGACUAUAUGCCAAAGAAUAGCUCCAAGCAACCAGAGAAGCGACUACGAUCCACUGGACUGUACAGCGUCAAAUGGCGACGUGUUAUCCUUGACGAAGGCCACAACAUCCGGAACCCCAAAGCCAAGGGCACUGCAGCGGUCACAGCACUCAUGUCCCGAUCUCGUUGGGUGUUGACCGGUACGCCAAUUGUCAACUCACUCAAGGACCUGUACUCUUUGCUUCGCUUCGUUGGUGUCAGUGGCGGCUUGCAACAGCUGGACAUCUUCAACCGUGUGCUGGUUCGGCCAAUGAAGAACGGCGACGUGUCCGCGACGUGGUUGCUGAAGUUGAUCAUGCAAUCAUUCACUUUGCGCAGACGCAAAGAAAUGGCGUUCAUCGAUCUCAAGCUGCCGCCACUGGAAGAGUUUGUACAUCGCGUCGACUUUACCGAGAAGGAGCGCGAGCGAUACGAUGCGUUGGAGAAGCAAGCCAAAGGUGCUUUGAACACUUUCGAAAACAAGGGCACGGCCGCGACGUAUUCUCACCUGCUUGAGGUUUUACUCAGGAUGAGGCAAUGCUGCAACCACUGGCAGUUGUGCGGCGAGCGAGUGACGAACUUGCUCGCUCAGUUUGAGAAGGCGAAGACUGUCGCACUCACGCCCGAGAACAUGAAAGCCCUGCAAGACAUCCUGCAAGUACAGAUUGAAUCGCAGGAGGACUGUCCGAUCUGCCUCGAGAGCUUACACCAACCGGUCAUCACCAGCUGCGGGCACUCGUUCGGUCAGGAGUGCAUCGCCAAAGUGAUUGAGACUCAGCACAAGUGCCCAAUGUGCAGAGCCGAGCUCAAAGAUGAGACUUGCCUGGUUCCCCCUGCUCGCGAUGGCGGUGAGGAUAGCGCGGACGAGGACCUUGACGUGACUCAAUCAUCGAGCAAGCUGGAGGCACUGAUGCACAUACUCGAAGCAACCAAAGGCAAUGGCAACAAAACGGUGAUCUUCUCACAGUGGACCCGCUUUCUGGACAUUGUGCAGUCGAGACUGGACAAAGAUGGCUACAAGUAUUGUCGACUAGAUGGAACCAUGUCGGCGCAGAAGCGCGAUGGGGCAUUGCAACAGCUUGAGGGGGAUAAAGACACGACGGUCAUGUUGGCAUCCUUGGGCGUGUGUGCGGUCGGAUUGAAUCUUACCGCCGCGAACAACGUCAUCCUCAACGACACUUGGUGGGCGCCUGCGAUUGAAGAUCAAGCGGUCGAUCGCGUCCACCGGCUGGGUCAACAAAAGGAAACGAGAGUGUUCCGGCUAGUCAUGGACAAGAGCAUCGAAGAGCAGACGAUUCUGGUGCAAAAGGACAAGAGGAAGCUCAUGAUGGUGGCAUUCUCGGAAAAGUCCAACAAGAGAGACUCUGCUCGGACUGGACGACUGGCGGACAUUCGAAAGUUGUUAGCCUGA